This is a messenger RNA of Aspergillus melleus, 2889 nucleotides long. RefSeq lists its product as uncharacterized. The coding region runs from base 1 to 2889 and encodes 962 amino acids. Lineage: Eukaryota; Fungi; Ascomycota; Eurotiomycetes; Eurotiales; Aspergillaceae. The record is from RefSeq and is a predicted model, not a curated record. The transcript has 3 exons.
AUGUCAACUGCAUUUUUGACCAGUCUGGGGGUCACUGUUCUCAUUGUCUAUGUAAUGAAUCCGCCCGUUCGUGCCGCAAUACAAGGAGCAUAUCUCGUCGCGGUCUUUUUCACCGGAGUGACCUUUGGAGCCCUCUCAAUCGUUUUCAAAGAGCUGAGUGAAGGCCUUGGGUGCCUCCUAGGAGGAUUUUGCUGUAGCAUGUGGCUCCUCUGCCUGAAGCCAGGCGGCCUCUUGACGGAAACGGAUGCAAAAAGUGGAUUCAUAGGUGCAUUUUCGGUGGCAUUUUAUGCUUUAUCAUUCAGUCAAUACACGCGCCCAUAUGGGCUGAUGGCAUCGACCGGUAUCUCCGGGGGCACAGCGGUUGCCCUAGGAAUUGACUGCUACAGUCGGGCCGGUUUGAAAGAGUUCUGGCUCUACAUCUGGGCCCUCAACGAUGAUAUCUUUCCUCUUGGCACCGACACCUAUCCGGUGACACGUAAUAUUCGUGUCGAACUUGCGGCAACGGUCAUCAUUGCUAUCCUGGGUGUUGUUUCCCAACUUAGACUAUGGCGCGUAAUCCGCGAGCGAAGGCAUAAGGAUGAAGAGAUGCGCGCCGAGGAGCAGCGCAAGAAGGAGGAAACGGAAGCCGAAAAUUCAAAGCGAUUGGAGGAGGACAACAUGAAAGAGCGGCUAGAGUGGGAAGCCAAAUACGGCAACAAUCCCGGACCGAACCUGCCAGAGCUCGCUGGUGAUGCCAAAUGCCUCGCGGAUAUUGAGAUGGAGAAGGCCGAUGCGAUGGAGACCCUUUCAAGUUCCUCCGAGGAAUCCUACCGGUGCCCUGAUUGCCAAGAGCGGGCAGACAAUGGCGAAUCUGCGUAUGCCUCUUCAAUUACGUCUGAUACAAGCGGAGCGACCGGAGGUAGCCAAACGCGACAAGAAGACGACAUGACCAAAAGCUUGGAUGGGGAUGAUUCAAGUCAAACGCUUGAGGACAAAAACGCCGCUCGGGUCAAAAGGUUCGAUGGCACACUUGCAGCACAGAUGCGUGACGAUGAGAGCUCUGAUAUGACAGCCAUCGUCGGCUCAGACGCAGGCUCAGAGCGGGGUUCUGGAUGGUCCUGGGACAAGUCGUCCGUAAAGAGCGGUGCGAGGUCCGAUUCUCAGGAAGCUCUCGUACCCUCAAAGGACGACUCAUCGACUCAUGGAAACAUGGACGCAAGGAACGACACUGCUUCUGGUAAUCCGGCGAUUGCGGCAAGUGGUGAUGUUGCAGCAAACAACGGCUCAGGUGUAAGGGAGAGCACCGUUGUUAAAGGUCCACCAAGUUCUCACGAGACGUCCUCCUCUCAAGAUGAUGCCGGGGAUAAAAUGGACGAUCGGAGUGUGUACUCACGAGAAGUGGAGGAUCAGAAACUGUCUCCAAUGCAAGAUAUGGAUGCAAAACAACCAAGGGAACCCGAUAGAGCGCUACAGAAAGACAGCAGAGAUGAAUCUCCAGCAAUGCCUUCCUUACCGCAGACGAAUGACGAACCCGUUCAAGAACAAGAAGACCCCCUGCAGCCUGGAUCAACAGCAAAGCCGAUCGAGGACACCGUCUCAACGAAGAACAAAUUACAGGCGGAUGUCUCAGCGGAUACGAAGCCAGCUCCAGAUUAUAAAGGUCCUAAGUCUCCCGAAGCCCAAGAACGCAGUCGCUCUUCGGAAGCCGUCAGCUCCUCCAUAAAAUCCGAGAUAAGCGCCGGCAAGCAGAAAACUUCAAAGCCGCAACUCAAGAUCAACAGCAAGCCUAAGAAGGAGGAACCGGUCAAAUUAGACGCAAAGGCUGUGAAGCACCUACCUCAUCGAGCAUCGAAGAUGGUCCAGAGCUACCGCACCGACGAAUGGGCAAAGCACCUAGCGGAUGCGGAGAUCCCUGAACCGGAGCCCAUCGAAUUUGUCGAAAACGAAAGGCACGAGGAAAAAUGGGAGGCCCAAGAGCCUGCGGCGCCUGUGAAUGUCGAAGAGCUGCUGCAAACGCCCUUGAAUGCACAGCCGCCACCUGCCGUUGAGCACACCCUAGGGCGCGAGCCGGGCAAUGCAAACGAGGGCCAUCGGGUGUCCAACGGAUCGCAAUCCCGUCGAGGAUCCAAGGCAAAACGGAGAUCAUCCCGAUCCACCAAGAGGCUUUCGGGUUUGUCUUCUAUGCCAGCAAGUAACUUACCCCAGUAUCCGCCUGCCGCAGCUCAGCCUCAAGCCCCUCAAGGCCCAACGAAUGGGUUUCAGGCCUACGCGAGCGCGCUGCCUCCGAUUUCUACCGCUGUUGAUCAGCCCCGAGAGGAGACGGAACCGCCCAAACCUCAAUGGAAAGGUCCACCGGCCCUCUUGGAUGUGCGGGAGGGCCUGAUGCGGAGCAGAUUAUCAUCUUUCUCCCUUGGUUCAGAUCCCUGGUCUGCGCGCAGUAGUCCGGGGAUAUCACCAAUCGAGACUUCACCACGGCACUCUACUUGCCCGAUCAUCGAAGAAGCAGACAACCUGCCGCUUUCUCAACGUCGAACCAUGCUUCAUCAGCAGAUCAUUCCAAUCUCGCAGACACCGUCAGGGCGAUGGAACGGCAAUGCAGCCGGACCAGCUCCAGUACCGAUCCCUGUCCCCGCCCCUUCGAAUACACAGGCCACCAUGGCUGCGUGGCGGGAGUAUGUGCGUGAGGAUUUGUACGACAAACGCAAUCCGUUGGCAAAGAUGAACAAUCCCGUCUCCAGCACGGGGGUGGCAGACCGGAAUCCCUUCGUCCAGGCCGAGCGAAAUGCAUCGUCCGUCAAAUUCGGCGCCCCGGUCGCGGAAAGCAAACAGCGAGGGGACAUGAGCGACCUGCAUCGAAACGCUAUGCGGCGUAUGCAAGCCAUGGCCAACCGAAAUAUGAAUGGGAAAUGA